UUAACCUCUUUGGGUAAAAGUAACUGCAAGGCUGGACGCGGUGGUUCACGCCUGUAAUCCCAGCACUUUGGGAAGCCGAGGCAGGUGGAUCAUGAGAUCCUGAGUUUGAGACCAGCCUGGCCAACAUGGUGAAACCCCGUCUCUACUAAAAAAAUACAAAAAUUAGCCGGACGUGGUGGUGCGCACCUAUAAUCCCAGCUACUCAGGAGGCUGAGGCAGGAGAAUCGCUUGAACCUGGGAGGCGGAGGUUGCAGUGAGCCGAGAUGACGCCAUUGCACUUUAGCCUGGGCAAUAAAGAGAGACUCUUAAAAAAAAAAGCUAGUCUGACAUAAUGAGCCUCCGUGAGCUAGGCUGCUGAAGCCACGAGCUCUGCCAGGGAGACGCAAGUAGAGUUUGUUCAUAAUUAGAUCCUCACCUGACUGCCCAACAGGGAGAACUGGCUCCAGGAGGAAGAGUUUGGCAUCACUGUGGACAGCAGAUAGACUGGCCACUUUUCUCUCUCGGAUUCUAUUAAAGUUUGGGCCUCUGGAGGUCUGUCAGAGAGGAGAAAAGAAAUUAUAAGAUUUGGGCAAGCUGGGCAUAGUGGCUCAGGCCUGUAAUCCCAGCAUGAUGGGAGGCCAAGGUGGGCAGAUCACUUGAGGUCAGGAGUUCGAGACCAGCCUAGUCAACACUGACUAAAACCAACCCUGUCUCUACUAAAAAUACAAAAAUUAGCUGGGCAUGGUGUCCCGUACUUGUAAUCCGAGCUACUUGGGAGACUGAGGCAGGAGAUUUGCUUGAACCCAGCGGGAGGAGGUUGUAUGUAGUGAGCCAAGAUUGUGCCACUGCACUCCAGCCUGUGCGACAGGGUGAGACUCCAUCUCAAAAAAAAAAAAAAAAAAAAAAAAAGAUUUGGGCAGAUGUCUGGGGUAAAGAAACUUUUUAUUCGGCAAGUAGAGUGGUUGGUUCAUUUUGAUAUUUUGGCCUUGAACUUCUUAGUUCUUCCGAUGGUUAAUAGCAGCCUUUUAGAGAAGCUGAACAGCCCUUUGCUACAGGUCUGUAGCAGUUCCCAAGCUUACUGUAAGCAAGUAUAGUAUUCCCCAAUCAGGGCCCUUAUGAAGACAUCUUAAACUUGUUGCAGCCAACCAGUAGACCUAGUAUUGGCUUUGUUUCAGCAAUCCUCUAAAUCUUGCCCACUCAUAUUUCUGUGAUAGAUACGUAGCAUGUUCUUUUUCAAAGACUUAUUUUUCACCCCUUCUCUCCUUUUCUGUAUUGGAACACAAAAAUUGGAAACCCUGCUUCCAAACAUUGAAAAAUUUAGGAUAUUUUGGAUCAGGUGAACAAUGACUGUGGAAUGAAAGAUGCAGAGAAACACUGCUUUAAAGGGUGUGUAGAGAAUUACAAAGUUUAGGGAGUAGCCUGACCACUUCUGAGUUUACAAGAUUUAACCGUAUGGUCCAAUCUUAAACCUUGUGGGCUGCAAACCUGGAGUAAAAUCUGUUCCGAGAAGCUCAUAUACUUUCUUAGAGGUUCAUUGGGUGAUAUGUAUGGAGUUUUCCCUUUUUGCAACUGACUUGGAUUUGUGAAUUUCUUCCCAGCACCUACAGGCUGAACUAAACCAGUGACUGGUACAUCUCUGGGCUGAGAAAUGGACAUUUGGAAUGCAUUUGUUGCUUUUUUGCUUAUUUCUUUUUGCCUUGCUUUUGUUUUGGAUAUUCAUGCAACUCCUUGUAUGGCACUGUCUAGACCCGUUGUGGGAGGAAAAAAUCUUCUUUCUCUUUAUUUCUUCCCUCAUAGAGCCAACACUUAGAUCUUUAUGUUUCUGAAAUAUAGUUGAGCAUCUUUUUAAAGAUGCUCUUCCUCAAUUAUCAGCAGAUCUUGUUUUGGCUGGCAGCAUUCUCUUAGGAGACCUCAGGGUGGAGGAGGUCUUACUUUCCUGUCAGCAAUCUAUUGGAGCAAGGUGGAAAGAUGAGUGAAAAGGGUAAAAAUAUGGGACAUUUCUUCUUUAAAAUAAUAGAGGUGCGGUCUGUAUGCCAGGCUGGUCUCAAACUCCUGGCCUUGAGCCAUCCUCUCACCUCAGCCUCCCAAAGUACUGAGAUUACAGGCGUGAGCCACUGUGCCCAGCCAAUGUGGGACAUUUCUGACUCAACAGUAUUGUCAGGACAUGUAGGAAAGGGAGUAGAGAUUACCCUUGAGGAGAUGCACCCAGGUGGCAGGGUUGUCCUACUUGACAGAUUGCAAAUGGAAAACGGAUUUUUCUACUGGCUCUGGGGACACUGAGAGAAGAACCUCUGCAUGAGUUCAGAGGCAGCACUGGCAGCUUAGGGGAAGUCAUGGCUUCCACUCCGUGUCUAAGAAGCACUUUCAGGAUGCUUGGAGGCUGCCAUUGGCACAGGGAAUUACUGUGAUUCUCAUCAGACUGGGUUGCAGGCUGAUGUGCUCUUGGGAGAUGAGCUCUGCUCAGGAGCAAGGGGGUAUGAAAAGGCCGAUGUUUCUCUGACUGCCCCAGUGAGCAGCGAGAUGUCGAGGCUAUGUGUGUCAUAGGACAAACAUACUUGCAGACCCAACUGUUGGAAUCCUUCAUUGGCAUCUCAUUCCCUUUGCUGCGUUGUGUCUCCACAUCACAAUUGCUUGCUGUGUCUAGCCAGAAGCCCUACCACAUUGCAGUGCAGAGGCUUAGCUUACUUGUUUUUGUUGCUAACUGCUCUGAGAUACCAGUUUGUCCCUUUGUGGUGAUUUAGGCAGUUAGGUGGCCUUUCAUCUCAAUCAAAGGGUAAAAGUGGCUCAGGGGAAGCUAGCGGACAGUAGCUUACACAUUUCCAAAUGUCAUCUUUCUAGAGCCUCCUCUUUGAGGUUGUCACCUCUCCUGUAGGAUUUGGUAGAAUCACAAAGUGGCCUCCAAGAGAGUGUGAAUAGGGAGUAAGAGUGAGCAGGUAAGGCCAUUUAAUUGGAAGCAGAAUAUUUUUGCUCCCAGUUGAUAAUUGGGAAUCUUCUCAGAUCAGCCUAGAAGAAAAAGACCAAGACAUUUCCCAGCCUUUAAAAAAGUAAAUGAUUCACAGACCAGCAUGGCUGCUACUGCCGCUGUCAGUCCCAGUGACUACCUGCAGCCUGCCACCUCUAACACCCAGGACUCCCAGCCAUCUCCCUUAGCCCUGCUUGCUGCAACAUGUAGCAAAAUUGGCCCCCCAGCAGUUGAAGCUGCUGUGACACCUCCUGCUCCCCCGCAACCCACACCGCGGAAACUUGUCCCUAUCAAACCUGCCCCUCUCCCACUCAGCCCCAGCAAGAAUAGCUUUGGAAUCUUGUCCUCCAAAGGAAAUAUACUUCAGAUUCAAGGGUCACAACUGAGCGCCUCCUAUCCUGGAGGGCAGCUGGUGUUCGCUAUCCAGAAUCCCACCAUGAUCAACAAAGGGACCCGAUCAAAUUCCAAUAUCCAGUACCAGGCUGUCCCUCAGAUUCAGGCAAGCAGUUCCCAAACCAUCCAAGUGCAGCCCAAUCUCACCAACCAGAUCCAGAUCAUCCCUGGCACCAACCAAGCCAUCAUCACCCCCUCACCGUCCAGUCACAAGCCUGUACCCAUCAAGCCAGCCCCCAUCCAGAAGUCGAGUACGACCACCACCCCAGUGCAGAGCGGGGCCAAUGUGGUGAAGUUGACAGGUGGAGGCGGCAACGUGACGCUCACUCUGCCCGUCAACAACCUCGUGAACACCAGUGACACUGGGGCGCCCACUCAGCUCCUCACUGAAAGCCCCCCAACCCCGCUGUCUAAGACUAACAAGAAAGCAAGGAAGAAGAGCCUUCCUGCAUCCCAGCCCCCUGUGGCUGUGGCUGAGCAGGUGGAGACAGUGCUGAUUGAGACUACCGCUGACAACAUCAUCCAGGCAGGAAACAACCUGCUCAUUGUUCAGAGCCCUGGUGGGGGCCAGCCAGCUGUGGUCCAGCAGGUCCAGGUGGUACCCCCCAAGGCUGAGCAGCAGCAGGUGGUGCAGAUCCCCCAGCAGGCUCUGCGGGUGGUACAGGCGGCAUCUGCCACCCUCCCCACUGUCCCCCAGAAGCCCUCCCAGAACUUUCAGAUCCAGGCAGCUGAGCCAACACCUACUCAGGUCUACAUCCGUACGCCUUCUGGUGAGGUGCAGACAGUCCUUGUCCAGGACAGCCCCCCAGCAUCAGCUGCGGCAACCUCUAACACCACCUGUAGCAGUCCUGCAUCCCGUGCUUCCCAUGUCAGUGGGACCAGCAAAAAGCACUCAGCUGCAAUUCUCCGAAAAGAACGUCCCCUGCCAAAGAUUGCCCCCGCUGGGAGCAUCAUCAGCCUGAAUGCAGCCCAGUUGGCAGCAGCUGCCCAGGCAAUGCAGACCAUCAACAUUAACGGUGUCCAGGUCCAGGGCGUGCCUGUCACUAUCACCAACACAGGCGGUGAGGAUGGCCCCUGUGGCCAGGGCGGGCAGCAGCAGCUGACAGUGCAGAAUGUUUCUGGAAACAACCUGACCAUCAGUGGGCUGAGCCCCACCCAGAUCCAGCUGCAAAUGGAACAAGCCCUGGCCGGAGAGACCCAGCCCGGGGAAAAGCGGCGCCGCAUGGCCUGCACGUGUCCCAACUGCAAGGAUGGGGAGAAGAGGUCUGGAGAGCAGGGCAAGAAGAAGCAUGUGUGCCAUAUCCCCGACUGUGGCAAGACGUUCCGUAAGACAUCCUUGCUGCGUGCCCACGUGCGCCUGCACACUGGUGAGCGGCCCUUUGUCUGCAACUGGUUCUUCUGUGGGAAGAGGUUCACACGGAGUGACGAGCUCCAGCGGCAUGCUCGCACCCACACAGGGGACAAACGCUUUGAGUGCGCCCAGUGUCAGAAGCGCUUCAUGAGGAGUGACCACCUCACCAAGCAUUACAAGACCCACCUGGUCACGAAGAACUUGUAAGGCCAACUGCGGUGGGAGGCCCUGAAGAUGCAAUCCCCCACCUGUGUCUUCCCUGGGCCCCUGGUGGAAAAGGAGCCCUGUGGCUGCCUUGGGCCCACCCUCAGCCCCACUCCUGUUCUUCAACUGUCCCCACAGGAAGGGACUCUGCUCCCUGUACUGUCCUCCUUCCAAAGGCCAUCGGCUCCGCCUUGGCCCUUCCCCUCACCACGGGCUCCUGGCCUGCCCAUACUGUGGACGCUGGCCCUGCCCAAUGAGACGUUCUAAACCAGGACGCGUGGGAACCCUUAUUUCCAAAGGAAAAACAUGCAUUUCACUCCGUCGAGGAGCAAAGUGAGCCCCCACUCCCUACCCCAAUCCCCACUCCCAACAAUUCCCGCUCCCAACACUGCCGGAGUCGCAUCGUGCCAUGCCCCCUCUCCUGCACCUCCCCGGCCCUGCUGGCCACUGUGGAUGCCCUGGGGCUUGGCACCCACCUCUGGAGAGACUUGGCACCCACCUCUGGGGCCACCUCCACUCCAUGUGCCCAGCCCUGCCACAACUUCUCCUCCAGCACAUUCCAGCUCUAUUUAAAAAGUAAAGAUACCCACCGACUCUUCCUGAUCCCUCUCUUUUUCUAUGGAGAACGUUGCCUUAUACUCUCUACUUCAGAUGAUGAACACUGUGUACUGUGUGUGCUUUAAAGAAGUUUAUUUAAUUGCUCCCUUCUCCUUUCCUUGUUAUUCACCCCCCACAUGCCGGCUUUCAGUUGAGGGUUUUGGAGGGCAAUGAUGAGCGUAUGAAUAUUUUUCUCAUUCUAGUAAUUCCCUUUUCUAAAUGACACAGCAUUUCAACUCAAAUUUGAAUUCAGAUAACACCUGCACAUCCUGAACCUCCUCCCUCUCCCUUCAUCUCACCCCCGACCGGCCCAAGCUCUACUUGUGUACAGUGUAUAUUGUAUAAUAGACAAUUGUGUCUACUACAUGUUUAAAAAACAUAUUGCUUGUUAUUUUUGAGGCUUUUAAAUUAAACAAAAAUCCAACUUUAUUUUUAGUUGUAACUGCUUGAGGUAUGUUUUAUGAAUUAAGUGACAGAUUUGUUAUCCUCUAUUAACGUACUUUGUUGGUCGGCACUGGGCUGACAAAAAUUUUUUCUUGCUAAUAAAUUUAGUUGCCUGAGGCAAAAUCUGCAA
Messenger RNA from Callithrix jacchus (white-tufted-ear marmoset), 6060 nucleotides. RefSeq names its product Sp2 transcription factor (gene SP2). Gene Ontology annotation, molecular function: DNA-binding transcription factor activity, RNA polymerase II-specific; RNA polymerase II cis-regulatory region sequence-specific DNA binding. The record is from RefSeq and is a predicted model, not a curated record. Gene Ontology annotation, biological process: regulation of transcription by RNA polymerase II. Lineage: Eukaryota; Metazoa; Chordata; Mammalia; Primates; Cebidae.